Molecule: messenger RNA, 996 nt
Organism: Aspergillus niger
Lineage: Eukaryota; Fungi; Ascomycota; Eurotiomycetes; Eurotiales; Aspergillaceae
Exons: 3
Coding region: 1-996 (331 amino acids)
Biological process (GO): double-strand break repair via homologous recombination; peptidyl-serine dephosphorylation
Cellular component (GO): nucleus; cytoplasm
Molecular function (GO): protein serine/threonine phosphatase activity
Source: RefSeq, a predicted model, not a curated record
AUGAGCGACCUUGACCGGUAUUCCCUCCCUUCCCGCCCCUCUUACCCUCUUCCUCUCCCCUUAGGCCAGGAUGAGCUAACCUCCCGCUUUUCGUCGCGUAGGGCGAUCGCGCAAUUACGCGCUUGUCGUUUGAUACCCGAAGCCCAGGUCCGCGAACUCUGCUACAAGGCGCGCGAGCUCCUAAUCGAAGAAGGAAACGUAGUCUGCGUCGACGCGCCCGUCACAAUCUGCGGCGACAUCCAUGGCCAGUUCCAUGACUUGAUGGAACUGUUCCGCGUGGGCGGCGACGUCCCGGACACCAACUACCUAUUCAUGGGUGACUUCGUCGAUCGCGGAUUCUACUCCCUCGAAUCUUUCCUCCUCCUUCUCUGCCUCAAAGUCCGAUACCCCGACCGCAUCACCUUGAUACGUGGCAAUCACGAGUCGCGCCAAAUCACCACCGUCUACGGAUUCUACGAUGAGUGCAUCCGCAAAUACGGCAGCGCCAACGUCUGGCGAUACUGCUGCGAGGUCUUCGACUACCUUGCGCUCGGGGCCCUCGUCUUCCGCACGGGAGCCGUGCUCUGCGUGCACGGCGGCCUCUCCCCGGCCAUCGACACCGUUGACAAGAUCCGCCUGAUUGACCGAAAACAGGAAGUGCCCCACGAAGGCGCCAUGUGCGACCUGCUCUGGUCCGACCCCGACGAGAUCGACGGCUGGGGCCUCAGUCCCCGCGGCGCGGGGUUCCUCUUCGGCGGCGACAUCGUCAAACGCUUCAACUACCGAAACGACCUAUCACUGAUCGCGCGCGCGCAUCAACUCGUCAUGGAAGGGUACAAGGAGAUGUUCGACGGCGGGAUCGUAACGGUCUGGUCCGCACCUAACUACUGCUACCGGUGCGGCAACGUCGCCGCUAUCCUGGAACUAGGCGAAGAUACAAGCAACGGUGGCACCGCCGCGGCGCAGGAUACCAGAGGCAUGCCUGCUAAGAAGCCUGUUGCUGAUUAUUUCCUGUGA